Molecule: messenger RNA, 3425 nt
Organism: Cephus cinctus (wheat stem sawfly)
Lineage: Eukaryota; Metazoa; Arthropoda; Insecta; Hymenoptera; Cephidae
Gene: Rubicon
Product: run domain Beclin-1-interacting and cysteine-rich domain-containing protein
Exons: 12
Coding region: 284-3187 (967 amino acids)
Cellular component (GO): intracellular membrane-bounded organelle
Molecular function (GO): phosphatidylinositol phosphate binding
Source: RefSeq, a predicted model, not a curated record
CAGGGACUACCCUGAUAAAAGCUUACAAUAGGUUGAUAGGUUUAAUCGUCUAUUGUAAUAGGCAACCCGUUAUACUUAUUUUCUAUACAUACUAGUUACACUGCACUUGAUAUACAUAAUAUGUAUGUGCACUUGGUAUACCAAAAUGUAGUGUUUCAGCCGCCUCUGGAGUCGUUACGAAUAGUGACAGGAGUAAAUCAACGAUUCAAAUAGGAGGACAUAACGUUACUAGUUAUCUCACAGUGUGCAUUUCGUUACGAUAUACGUAAAUGAAGAAGCCAAAAUGUACGAGGAUUCUCAGACUAAAGAACAGUGGCAGUUGCUGCAGGCACUUAGAUCAACUGUUGAAGGACUAUUAGUCAGUGGAUUGUCCAAUGUUUGGAAUGUGUAUGGUGGUCUUAAUAGACUGCAUGGUAUCCUGGAACAGAUAUUCAAGCAUGGAUGUCGAGUUUUUAAUCCUUUGGGUGAGCCAGACUGUUGGAUCUUCAUUCAGGGACUGAAUUGGCUUCAACCGUCGUUGGCUACUUCACCUACAACUCAAGAUUGUGAUGAUUACCUAGCAAAUUUACCUCCUAGAAUAGCUUCGCGCAAGGAUAUGCUUUGGCUAUAUAAAAGUUUGGAAAAUCAUACCCUGUCUAAUAAGUUAUCGUGGCUGCUGUCCGACAAGGAACAUCUUCUUUCAUGUUUAGAACCAUGGGCUUUUUUGUGCCAAGAAAAUUUGGCUGAGGCAACUUUAGUUUGUCUUAGGGCAGUGGAAAGAAAUGAACCUGCUCUUCUUAUGGAGAUUGAUCCUUCUUUGUUUGUACACAAUUGGGGUUUUACCAAGAAUAGUCCAAAGAGACACCGUCGAUCCUCUUCCUAUCCAAUAAAUUUCUCUGGGACAAAAUGGAAAUUCAAUAACACAGAGAAUGAAACAACAGAAAAGAUUCAAGUUUUUGAUCUACAGCAAUCUCAGCCAUGCAAAUCUAACGUGGAUGUAGAGGUUCAAGAAUAUCCUUCAAAGAGAUUCAGUGAUAAUACGUGUAACGAAACUAUUGAAAAGUUAACGGAUUGUGAUCUAUCUCUAAAAACAUGGUCCAGUUUACCUACCCUUAAUAAGACCAACGAAUAUUUCGAAGAGAGUGUCACAUUGCCUUCAUCUCCUGCUAAACCGUCAAACACAUUGACAAGAAAUAAUAGGAGUUUCACCUCGGUAAACUAUAAGUUGUCGAAUGUAAUUAAAAUUGACUACUCCGAAGUAAAAAAUGACGAAAGAUCAAAAUCAGUGGUGGAUGGAAAAUCUUCGAAGUGUAAAAAUUCAUUGCGAAAAUCAAGAACCAAGGCAAAAGGUGUUCAGUGUAAAAAUCCAGACAAACAUUCAAACAGUGGAAGUUCUGACACACUCAAUUAUGAAGACACAAUGAAGACGUCCAAAGAAUAUCUCAGAAUGUCAUCAAAAUCUGUUGAAUUGGAGACAGAUAAUUCACCAAAAGAUUCCAUUCAGAUGAAAACCCAACGGAAGACCAAAAGAAAAACUUCGUUCUUGACAGGCUCCGCUCCAGAAAUAACAGGACCCUGGGGUCUUGAAGUGGAAGGUCAAAAGGAUGUGAGAACCCCGAAGAAGAGCUUCAUGGAGGAUGGCGGUAGCAGUGUACAACCAAUGGCUACAGGAUACUUUCCACGUCCUCUAGAAGGUCAGAGUCUCACAAGCUUCUUAUCCUCAGCACGAUUCGCCAGGGCGAACGCUGAACUGGACAGGGAGAACGCACAUUUCAGUAUUUCUGAGGCCAUGAUAGCUGCCAUUGAGCAAGUCAAAUGCAACAGGCAACUACGUCUCAUCGAUGAGGGCGUUGAGGAGAGCGACGAGGAGAUCAACAAUCUGAAACAAAGGAUACGGAUGAGACGUCGUCAAAGACAGGAAGAGCGUGCGAAAACUAGAGGAACCUGGUCACGUGACCUUUUGAGUGAUGGCAAGACAGACACAACUACCACGGAUCAGAGCAUCAGUCCGUUGUCAACAUCCCCAGGUACACCGUCGGACAGCAUCUCAACAGACGGCGUCGAGAACAUGGAGAUGGCAGACGUCAGGAACAUCUUGCAGAUGCGUAAUUCUGCCGUGUACUCUACAGGGAUGUCAGUGUCGAUGGCGUCGCUCUAUUCCGAAGUUGAUCUCUGCCGAUCUUCUCCGAGGCACGCAGAAGACUCCACCGUUACGAAAAGUAUAAUAUCUGCCGAGGGUGUGGCGCUAUCACUCAUCAGUAGAUUCAGUGAGAAACAGUUGCCCAGAGCGAGCGAACUGGAAUGGCUUGUUUCGGAACAAGAUGCGCCACAACAGUUGCUGCCACUACCGAGUAGCUGGCCUAUCAGCCCUGACGAAGCGGAAGUUGAGGAUACAGCGCAACCGAUUCCAUUACGUGGUACGAUGGAAUGGGCACCACCCAGAGCACAAAUUAUAUUCACACCACAUCCGGCGCCAGUGAAGAAAAUUCUCAUAGCCAAGCAAAACUACAGAUGUGCCGGUUGUGGUAUGAAAGUCGCCGUGGAAUAUUCCAAUAGAUUUCGCUAUUGCGAAUAUCUAGGAAGAUACUUUUGCACUGGAUGUCAUACGAAUCAAGUGGCGCUGAUACCCGGAAAGAUUCUUUCCAAGUGGGACUUCAAUAGAUAUCCAGUCUCGAAUUUUUCAUACAGAUUACUCGAUCAAAUGACAGUGGAUCCAUUGUUUCAAGUGAAUGAUCUUAAUCCAUCUCUCUAUAGGAGAGUGAAGCAGCUUGAGCGCACGCGUAUACUUCGCACACAGUUGUAUUUUCUAAAGGAUUUCAUGUUGACUUGUAGAUUCGCCACAAGACUUCAAGAAGACUUGAGAAGGGAACCUCAGUAUAUACUGAACGAUUGUCACGUUUAUUCCAUACAAGAUUUUCUCCAAGUGAAAAUGGGUUCUUUGCCAGAGAAAUUACGUGACCUAGUACAGGCUUGCUGCUCUCAUGUUCUUCAAUGUGAACUCUGUCAAGCGAGGGGUUUCGUUUGUGAAUUGUGCUGUUGCAAGGAACCCAUAUUUCCAUGGCAACUGACAAAAGUCACAAGAUGCGACGAUUGCGGCGCCUGUUUUCAUGCACGUUGCAAAGACGCUAAAUCUACAAGCGUCGAGUGCCGAAGGUGCUUGCGUCUACGAGCUAGACGCCUGUCCAGAGAAGAGACGCCAGCGUCGUGACAUACGGACGUCUAGAAGAAGAAUGGCUUGGUUGCCGUUUAGAGAAUCGAUUACGCUUCUGAUAGAUACUUUGUACAUGAUGAAGCUAUCAAGAUUGUUAGAGAAGGACGUCGCGACGCAUCCGAAAAUUAAUAUACAAAUUUAUUAAACGUAAAUUUCGAUAUACGAUAAGAUUAAUAACUGGUGUUCAAAUAACCAGAGUACCUGCCUUCGAUGAAUUUGUAAUUAAAUAGAAAGU